Messenger RNA from Oncorhynchus masou masou (cherry salmon), 461 nucleotides. Its product is annotated as cytochrome b-c1 complex subunit 8-like. The transcript has 3 exons. The record is from RefSeq and is a predicted model, not a curated record. Lineage: Eukaryota; Metazoa; Chordata; Actinopteri; Salmoniformes; Salmonidae. The coding region runs from base 126 to 374 and encodes 82 amino acids. Gene Ontology annotation, biological process: mitochondrial electron transport, ubiquinol to cytochrome c.
AAAAAGAACGGAAGUUACGUAAAGGCUUACUUCCGCUGGACGUUGAACCAAACCAGAGCAAAGACGUCAUAAACAGCUAUUAAUCUGGGUCUUGAGAAGCAGUACGAUAAGUCUCUCUAGACACCAUGGGUCGCCACUUUGGAGAUUUGGCCAAGAUCAGGCAUGUGAUCACCUACAGUCUGUCCCCCUUCGAGCAGAGGGCUUUCCCCAACUACUUCUCUAAAGGAAUCCCCAACGUCUGGAGACGAUUCACAUCAUCCGUCUUCAAAGUUGCUCCCCCAAUGAUCUGCAUGUACCUGACAUACACCUGGGGCAACCAUGUCCACUCAGAAGGAAAGAGGAAGGUUGCUGCAGACUACGAGAAUGAAGAGUGAAACCUUCCAUCUUGCUGCUCUCUCUCUGUCUAUUCCUGUUUAAACCUUCACUGUAUGUUUUGUCAAUAAAGACAAUAUUUAUCUGAA